Molecule: messenger RNA, 657 nt
Organism: Clavispora lusitaniae ATCC 42720
Lineage: Eukaryota; Fungi; Ascomycota; Pichiomycetes; Serinales; Metschnikowiaceae
Gene: AGE2
Product: Age2p
Biological process (GO): regulation of DNA-templated transcription
Cellular component (GO): cytoplasm
Molecular function (GO): GTPase activator activity; metal ion binding; sequence-specific DNA binding
Source: RefSeq, a predicted model, not a curated record
AUGAGUGCCCUUCCUUCGUCGAGGAAAACCCACAGUGAGAAGCACAAGCUUAUUCUCAAGCAGUUGCUUCGGGAAGCACCAAACAAAACUUGUGUCGACUGCAAGACUGCCACCCAUCCCCGCUGGGCGUCAUGGAACUUGGGCUGUUUUAUAUGUAUUCGCUGCUCGGGUAUUCACAGAUCAAUGGGCACACAUAUCUCGCGGGUGAAAUCAGUGGAUUUAGACGCGUGGACGGAUGAGCAAGUCGAGUCGAUGGUGCGUUGGGGCAACGCCAAGUGCAACGCCUACUGGGAAGCUAAAUUGCCAGAGGGAUAUGUUCCUGAUGCGCUGAAGAUCGAAAAUUUCAUCCGGACAAAGUACGACAUGCGAAAGUGGGCGGCGUCGGGUGAGCCAGAUCCGCUGCGCGUACUGGUUGGCAGUGGAACAAGCCCACUGGCCCUGGCUCCGACUGUGACCGAAAGUCACGCAGCACAUCAGACUCUGAGCGUUGCGCAGACCCUGGCUCCUACAAAGAAUCACGUUUCAAGUCACGCCCAUAACAGGACUCAUACUAAGUCUCAGGCUCAUGCUAAAACCGCAUCCUCAGACUCAGGCUGCUCGCACGGCCAAUAUCUCCCAAGGCGCAUCUCGUACCCAAAGUACUCAGACGCAUGCUGA